Molecule: messenger RNA, 3268 nt
Organism: Belonocnema kinseyi
Lineage: Eukaryota; Metazoa; Arthropoda; Insecta; Hymenoptera; Cynipidae
Product: homeobox protein invected-like
Exons: 3
Coding region: 596-2320 (574 amino acids)
Biological process (GO): neuron differentiation; multicellular organism development; regulation of transcription by RNA polymerase II
Cellular component (GO): nucleus
Molecular function (GO): DNA-binding transcription factor activity, RNA polymerase II-specific; RNA polymerase II cis-regulatory region sequence-specific DNA binding
Source: RefSeq, a predicted model, not a curated record
GCCGGCCCAACACACCAGGUCCGUCAAAACCUGCGUCCCGGCUCUUCUCGCGCUUCAACCGGGUCUCGCGCUUUUACUGCUGUCAUUUCUAUUGACGUUCACUUUUGUCAACAAUACCGGCUUGAAAAUCGUGUCUUAUUUCCAUCAAGAAACGUGAACUAAUACGUGUGUGUUUUUACUUCUCUGGUGCCAACAGAGAAGUUGAAUUAAACAUUAAAUCUAAAUUGUAUGUUUAAAAAUGUGAAAUUGAUCCGGACACGUAAUUUGUGGGUGUUUUAAGUUAGUGAUAGAGAUUGAAGAGUGCGGUAGUUAUGAGAAAUAGUUAAGUUCUUAUAGUAGAGAGAACAGGAGAACAUGUUCAUCGUUAGAAAGAUACAAUGUUCUUGUAUCUGAUUCAGCAGAGGAUAGUCUUCUACAUUUUUUAGAAUGAUAUGACGAGAUAGGAUCAGGUAAAAGGAGGAGUAUUAAAACAUCCGAGAAGGAAUCAUCCAGGCAGGAUGAAAACCCGAUUGCUCGUUCCGCGUCGCCCACUCUGAAGAGCGGGUCGCAAAGUGGCUACGAACUGCGGGUUUGUGGGACUGUACUUACCUCAAAUAUGUCAAGCGGUUCAACCGAGGUCUCUUCAGGGUUUGAUGGGUUAGGUCGCCCAGGAAAGCAGAAUUCCAUCACUUGUUUGGAUGAGCGUGAAAAGCAAGAGGCCAUCAAUCCUCAGUCCGGCAACGCUGAUAGCGACUGUGAGAGUGAUACAAGUGAGGUGCUUAGCGUAGGCAGCGAACCUCCACCAACGCUCGUGGACUUUAGAGACUGCAGCAGUUCCACGAGGUUCGAAGAAGCUAGUCGAAAUGAGUUUCAAGACGAGGAGAACACAAGGAUAUCCUGCACGCCGUCGCCAGCGAGUUCUAUUAGCUGCAACGAACCUUACUAUCGCCGGAGAUCCAACCCGAUCCAGGCACCUAGUCCACCAACUUACAGCCAACCUCCAUCUUCACCUACGGCUUCAUCUGUCCGAUCUCCGGCAUCUUCAAGUGCCACAGCCUCCUCCCCAGGAAGACCGGACUUGCCUCAGGAGUCAAUCCUCCCCAGGUAUCAGUCAUCUCAUCAGCAUCUUCUGUCUAGGUUCUCUGCCCGGGACCCUGACCUCGCAGAUUACCCUACAAGAAUUCCGCACACCCUGGGUCAUGAAAUCGUCUACCCUGCGGCGGAGAGGCUGCACAGAACACAGAUCAGCGUUCCCUUGGUGACCAGACUCUCUCUGUCGCCACCAUCCGCCAUAACGGUUACCGGCCUGCAAGCCUCCACGCCCGUUUUGCAUCCCACCGCCUGCAGGGAUCCACGAGAGGCCGCCCUUAUGCCUCACCCUACCCAGCUUCUCCACCAUGGACUUGCCAAUUCACAUGGUCACCUUUUGCAAUCAUCCCAAAUCCAACAUGUACCCGCAACCACGAUUCAUCAGCACAGGUUGUCUGUCAAUAAAAUCCUCCAAAGAGACCACGAGAGUAUAUCUCCCAAUCUAAGGGAAGAAAAUGGUACUGGGAGGACUGGGCCAGUAUCAAAUGGGAUUCAGAAUAAUGUUAAUGCGAUGAACAAUAAUGACAAUCACAAUAACAACAAUCUUCAACAUCAAGCGGGGCUCAAAUUCAGUAUAGAUAAUAUUCUGAAGGCGGAUUUUGGAAGACGGAUUACUGAUCCUAUUUCGUUGAAGAAAUCAAGAACAAAGAAGGUCAUUACUAGGCCAAUAGACUUGACUAAGGACUUUCUUGAAUCGUCGUCGGAGGGCUCUGAACGGGGUUCGGAAGCCUCCACGACUAACACUUCUCCGGGUGUUCCCACGAGCAAUGCCCCUAAUAGCGUACCUGGAACACCUGGUAAUGAACCAGGAAAAAUGGUGUGGCCAGCUUGGGUCUACUGCACCAGAUAUUCCGACAGACCUUCAUCUGGACGAAAAUCUUCGCGUAUGCUUUCAGGUCCUCGGACGAGAAGAGUCAAGAGGCCAAGCGACGGGAAGGUAACUGGGACAACACCAGAAGAGAAAAGACCCAGGACGAAUUUCAGUGGAGAACAACUGGCGAGGUUAAAGAGAGAAUUUGCAGAGAACCGAUAUCUGACAGAAAGACGAAGACAACAACUUUCACGGGAUUUGGGCCUGAAUGAGGCCCAAAUAAAAAUCUGGUUUCAGAAUAAGAGGGCGAAGAUCAAAAAAGCAAGUGGACAGAAAAAUCCCCUCGCCCUUCAAUUGAUGGCCCAGGGUCUCUACAACCACUCGACAGUCCCGUUGACCAAAGAGGAGGAGGAACAGGCGGCGGAACUUCAAGCUAAAUGAUGACUCUAAUUCGCCAACUUAAUCGAGCCAAGAAAUUUGACUCGAUAAAGAGGAAUUCUAACAUUACCGAGCCCACAAAGCUCGGCUCAAAGACUGAUAACGGACGAAUUGUCGGAGAUCAAAAGGGGAACCAAAACUGCUAAAGUUCGAGGAAAAAUUUCUCCAGAGUCGAUUCGCCACGCCGUGUUCUUCUAAAAAAUUUAAAAAGAUAUAUAAUAUUGUGUUUAAAGAGUUUUUAAAAAGGGAGAUGUGUUUUAAAAAAGUCUUCCAACAAAUUUGAAACGUUGGCUCAUUGUAAAACGUAAUUAUGCCAAAAAUGCAGAAUUUCUAUCGUAGUCUUUUCAAUAUUUAAUUAAAUUCAUAUAAUUUAGUUAGUUCUACGAAUUGUCGGAAGUAACUAAAAUGUUGAUUUUCCAAAUGUUCUCAUAAGAAAUCAUAAAUUUUCAACAGAAUGUUAAAAAACUGUGAAAUAUAAAGAAAGAAUGGAUAUAAUAAAGAGUAAUGGGUUAUGUAAAAGAUUGAAUUGUUAAAACAGUGAACGCGACAAAAGCGUACAGUGCCAUUUUAUUACCAUUGCUAACAGGAUUCUAUACCAAUAUUUUGUCUUUCUCUCUCCUGUGGAUGUGUGUAAAAAGGGAAGAACAAUCUUUGACGAGAUAGCAUGUGCAAAGAAUACGCAUUACGUAUGAUAAUGAUGAUUUCCGCUAAUUUAUUGUAAAAAUGUAUAAUAACCCAGAGCGACAGAAGUAAUUGCAACGUGCAAUAGAUCCUUAUACAUAGAGACGUUCAUAGAGAAGCCGUUUGUAGAAGAACUUUAAACCGAACUGUACAUACCAUUCGAUUUGUAGCGGGAUCAUCGUUUAUAGACUGUUUAAAGUAACUUAGUUAUUUAUUUACUUAUGCAUUAAGAGCAGAGGCACGUACAUGAAACCACAUAUGCUCGACCGA